Messenger RNA from Labeo rohita (rohu), 1884 nucleotides. RefSeq lists its product as uncharacterized. Gene Ontology annotation, biological process: spermatogenesis. Lineage: Eukaryota; Metazoa; Chordata; Actinopteri; Cypriniformes; Cyprinidae. The record is from RefSeq and is a predicted model, not a curated record. The transcript has 4 exons. Bases 260 to 874 code for a protein of 204 amino acids.
UGAAACUGCCUCUUUCAUCUACUUCACACUGAAUUCAAGGACUCGACCAGCAGCCCGAAUUUCCUUUUCAUACAAAGUGUCAGCAUAAAGACAAUGAGGAGAAGCUCGUUUUCAUCUUGCACUGAAAACUGAAUGUGUCUCACUGAUGGAACAGGAAUAUUGUUGAAGAUUGAGGUCUAAAUUAAUGGUGGCGUAGAAAUACCUUGGACUGUUUUAUGAAUUUUUGCACACAUCUGAGGAUCUUUUGAAGGAGUUCGUCAUGAAUCCCCUGUGGAAAGUCUAUAAGAGUAAGGUCAUGAAGACCCUCAACCCGGAGAUGGAGGAAGAAACGGUGGAAGAGGUCACUGAUGCUGCUGAAGAUAUGACACCUAUCCAGUCUGAUGAAGGACCCAGUGCAGUGACACAGCUGGCCAAGAGAAUGCAGGGAGCCGGAGCGAAAGGAUGGAAAAGUGUUUCAUCUCUAUUCACCAAGGAUGAUGAACACCAGCUUCUGGAGGCAGACAAUCAGCCGGCAGCAGAUCAUCCACUGGCAGUGAAGCCCGAAGAGCCUCCACGAUCCAACAAGCGCAGCACUGGAUUCUGGGAUAACUUUGCGACUAAAUGGCACCAAGCAGCUGCGAUGAGGCAAGCGGAGGCCACGGAGGCAGGAGGCGACGGCAGUCAGGAGGUGGGCAAUGAGAGCGGGGCAAGAGCUGAAGACGGCGACAACCAAGUUGGCCAGGAGGGCGAGGCGGGCAACAGCAGCGGAGGAAACAGCUUCUCCAAGUAUGCCACGCUCGGAGAAGGAAAUGAAGACACACCGGCCUUCAAGUGGAACUUUGUCACCAGCAAACUGGCUGAGCUGAAGACCAAAAGCAUGGCCAAGAGUAACUAGCCAACAGCGAGAGCAGGUUAUCGCAGUUCAGACCACAGGGGCCACAGUGCUUCAUAUGAGCCUUAUCAUACAGAUGUAUGUGAUCGCAUUUCACCAAACCUGUUUAAAAGCAUCGACCGUGACCGACACUGUGGCCUCUCUGGGCCUGGACUGAAUGGCAUUCAUGUGGGAACUGCUAGUUAUGGGAUAUGUCUGUUCAUUAAAGGUGAUGUGUGUAAUUUUUAAUGACAAAAUACAGAAUCAUCAUUAUUUUUGCAAUUCCAUUUGGUGCAGAAGAAAUUACACACUUCACUUAAAAAAGAAACACUGUUAAAAUCAGGGAAGUAUGAGAAUGAAGUAUUAUUAUAUAAGUAAAAAGUUUAUAUAACUCAAUGAGAAAAGUAAAAUAAUGACUAUUUUCUUUUUAUCAAUUGAAAAUAGUUUUCUAUAAGGAAGAUUAUUUUUAAUAAUACUGCCUAGAAAUACUCUAGCAACCACUGUAUAAAUCAAUUCCUUACAAGUAACUGAAUAUUAAGUGCGAAAAUAAGUAGCCCAGUAAAUAUGAAGAUUAAAUGUGAUCUGAAAACCCCAGAAAAACAAUCUCACCAAGAAAAACGUAGUAUAAAUCAGAUUAAUGAUUUUACUAUUUUUAUAGUGUAUAUCAAAAACAAUACUUUUUAUGUAUUGUAUAUUUAGAAAUGCAAUUGAUAAAAUUGGAAAAUGUUUAAUUUACUAUUUUAUUUUAUUUUAUUUUAAAGGGUGGAAGUUUACAGAAUGUGUGUCUGGUGUAGUUCAUGCAGUGUGCUGUCUGUUUCAUAAUGUUCCUUACACAUUGUUUUGUCUCUCCAGUUGAAGUCCUGAAGUCUAAUGUAAGUGUUUAUGCACAAUGUCUCAAAGGUGCUUUGUGUCUGCUGUCGUUGAGUCUCUCUGUCUUUGUUCACAGUUUGCUCUGUUGUCAAAAGUCACAUUGAAUGAUGAGUUUUCCUGCUUUGAUGUUUUAUUUUAUGAUAUAAUAAAGUUAUGUUGGGAAA